AUGUCGGACAACGAGGAACCCACUUCAAGAUUUAUUGACCAAUACAAAAACCAUGGGCGAACGGACUCGGUGCUACAAGAGGAGCGACGACAGCGUUUGCUGGAGAAGCAAAAAGCAUCCCGCGAGCUGGAAGUCGAUGCAGCACGACUGGGACUUUUGGACGAAAUUGAAUCAGACCUGCACGAUGAAUCAAUGGAAUACCAGCAGAAUCGUUACGAACAGCGUACUAAGAAACGGUUCAGAGCCUUUACUUCGAAGCUGUUUGCCAACAAGGUGCAGCUGUCGGAAUGGAUGCAUGAACGACCGUCCGAUUUAGAGAACUGGCUCGUGCGACCAUGCCCCGUUGGACAGCGUUGCUUGUUGGUUUUCCGCAAACGCAUGGCCGUGGCAUUUAACAAACGAGGGCGUUCGAUAGUUUCCGUACGAACAAAGCUCAAUUUGCGUGCAAAAGCGAUCGUGCUCGACAGCAUCCUUUCCAACGAUCGUACGUUUUAUAUCCUUGACGCUCUAGCGCUUGGACAGAUUGACCUAGUCAACUGUGAAUGUCAGUUCCGGUUCGCGUGGAUUGAAUCAAAGUUUCACGAAGACAAGCUAGGGGAACAAUUCAAUGCUAAAAACGCGAAUAGUACGAAGAGUUUUCGAUUGAGCAUGUUGCCGUCGUUCGAUUUGGGUAACCCGGAAUCUAUGCACAGCUGCUGGGAGAGCUAUCCGGCCUUCACCAACGACACACCGCGGCUUGAUGGAUACCUGUUCUAUCACAAAGAGUCUUUCUACGUGUACGGGCAGACUCCGCUAGUGGUUUGGCUGUUCCCGUUUAUGCUGAACGACGUAAUAAAGCUCCCCCCGGGGUUGGUCAAUGAACGGUAUCUCUCGAAAAAACCAGCGACCUACACUGGAAACUACGCAGAGUACAUCAAAGAGUUUGAUCGCCAGCUGGAGUUUCGCAAACGGAAUCGUCGUAAUAAAACCGGAACGCAACGGAUGGAAACAACGAACGAGUCUCUGGAUAGUCAACCGGACGAUUCCCUGUGGGAAGCCAUGGAGGCAGCGCCACUGGAUUCGGAUGAUGAGGAUCUGCAGCCGAGCGCGGAAGACGCCAUGCGAGAACUUGAAAUGGAAAAAUGCGAAUGAACGACGACCAUGCCAAAACAACACCAUGUAAAUUCAAUCCAUGUCGUUUAUUAUUAUACAUUUCUGUUUGUUUGUUCGCUGUACAUUGUAAAACGUAGCUUUGCAUUUAAAAUUGACAAAACUUAUUUAUAAAACUAAAAUAUUUAAAUCAUAAUUCUAGCUGCAUAUUUUACUCAUAAUUCGAAGCACACGUCACAUGAACACAAUCCCGGCUACUCUAGUUGCGAUGAGUAUAAUCUGUCCUUUUUGCCAGUGAAUGCUACUGGUGCUGAAAACAAACCCGUUAAAAAUG
Molecule: messenger RNA, 1423 nt
Organism: Anopheles nili
Lineage: Eukaryota; Metazoa; Arthropoda; Insecta; Diptera; Culicidae
Gene: Snup
Product: snurportin-1
Exons: 1
Coding region: 1-1131 (376 amino acids)
Biological process (GO): snRNA import into nucleus
Cellular component (GO): cytoplasm; nucleus
Molecular function (GO): protein binding
Source: RefSeq, a predicted model, not a curated record